Microdochium trichocladiopsis is the source of this 1211-nucleotide messenger RNA. Its product is annotated as ribosomal protein L13e. Bases 173 to 808 code for a protein of 211 amino acids. Gene Ontology annotation, molecular function: RNA binding; structural constituent of ribosome. The transcript has 4 exons. The record is from RefSeq and is a predicted model, not a curated record. Gene Ontology annotation, biological process: translation. Gene Ontology annotation, cellular component: ribosome; cytosolic large ribosomal subunit. NCBI's taxonomy places the organism in Eukaryota, Fungi, Ascomycota, Sordariomycetes, Xylariales, Microdochiaceae.
CAAAUCCUCUGUGUGGGACCCGCCCGGUGCCAGGUCGUUCGCUUGUUGCGGCGCCUGGCAGGAAAUUUCGUAUCGUGCCUCAAUUCUAGGUGAGAGAGCCGCCUUUCGACAAUUCCCGUGACAGCCUCCUCUUCACAACCAGCAUCACCACCCUUGGUCGCAAGCAGUCACAAUGGCGAUCAAGCACAACAACCAGAUCCAGAAGAACCACUUCCGCAAGGAUUGGCAGCGUCGGGUUCGAUGCCACUUCGACCAGCCCACCAAGAAGAUUCACCGCCGUGAGGUUCGCAAGGCCAAGGCUGCUGCCCUCGCUCCCCGGCCCGUCGACAAGCUGAGACCUAUCGUCCGAUGCCCCACGAUCAAGUACAACCGCCGCGUCCGUGCCGGUCGGGGUUUCUCCCUCGCUGAGCUCAAGGCUGCCGGUAUCCCCAAGCUUGUCGCUCCCACCAUCGGUAUUGCCGUUGACCCCCGCCGCGCCAACCUGUCCGAGGAGUCUCUCGCCGCCAACGUCGAGCGCCUCAAGGCCUACAAGGCCCGCCUUAUCGUCUUCCCCCGCAAGGCCGGCAAGCCCAAGGCUGGUGACAGCAAGGACAUCGACGCCAAGGACGUCGUCUCCUCUUCUAACGCUGCCCUGCCCUUCGCCCCCGUCGCCGAGGCCCACAGCGUCAUCAAGAAGAGCGAUCUGCCCAAGGCCUACGAGGGCGGUGCCUACACACUGCUCCGCAAGACGAGAAGCGAGAAGCGGAACCAGGGUGCUCGCGAGAAGCGCGCCCGGGACGCCGCCGAGGCCGAGGCCAACAAGAAAUAGACGACGUCAACGACAUGAAGAGGAUGAACGGGGACGGUGGUGGCACGGCUGCGUGAUGUCGGGCGGUCAUCAGCAGUGGCGGCCACCACACAGAGGAAAAAAGCCUUACGGGGAAUGCACGGGAGUACGGACGGCAUCUUUAGGGUUCUGCUUUCGUUUUAAAGGGUCGUGUAUUGUUGCGUGCAUAUGCGUGCUGAUCGCCCCACGAAGAGAAGGGGGUCGCGGCCGCCAGCACCAUCAAGAAGAGAGAUAUAAAAGACCUGGUGAUGUCCACAUGCCUUGUUUCUGGCGUCACCUCUCUCGGCACAAAGGCGAAGCAUCAUCAUUGCAUCUCUCGGUUUGCUCUAGGUCGUUCUCAAUGGAAAAAACGGAUGAACAAAGACAAAAAAUCAUGAAACCAAAA